Chara braunii is the source of this 1825-nucleotide messenger RNA. NCBI's taxonomy places the organism in Eukaryota, Viridiplantae, Streptophyta, Charophyceae, Charales, Characeae. The record is from the annotation of a GenBank genome assembly.
CGCGAGUUUCGCACGCAGCGGUACGAUAACAACAAUGCACUGCUCAUGUAUGUCCGCAUCCAGGUUGGGCAAGCGUUAUGCAGCGCUUUGCUGGAUAGCGGCGCGACUCGCAACUUCAUGAGCCAGUCUUUUAUGCAAAGAGCUGGCCUUGGCGCACAAGUUCGGAGAAAGGCAAACCCGACGGCGAUCAAGUCGGCGAAUGGAAAGACGCAGCAACUACUCGACCGUUACAUCGAGGCCGUACCGGUCUACUUCGCACCUCAUGCAUGCGAACCGGUGACAUUCGAUAUUCUCGACACGGACUUCGACAUCAUUCUGGGAAUGCCUUGGCUUGCAAGUGCGGAUCACACGGUCAACUUCCAUCAGUGGACUCUUAGCGUUCGCAACGCCUUCGGCGCGGAAGUGGCGUGUACGAUUCCUCYACCGCACUCUUCGAUCCGGUGCCAAGUAGUGACGGCCAAAUCAUUCCGGGCAACUUGUGCUUACGAGCAGCCCGAGGAGAUCGGUAUAUGUUUCCUACGGACCGUCGCGGUAGCCAACUCUUCACCCASGGACUUGUCUUCGGACCCCCGUGUGGUACGGUUGCUGGACGAGUUCGCCGACAUCUUCGAGUCACCUACCGGUGUGGUGUUGGGUCGGCCGAUCUCUCACGAGAUCAUUCUUGAGGCCGGUGCCGUGCCGCCGAAAGGUUGCAUCUAUCGGAUGAGCGAGGAGGAGCUUGAGGUACUCCGCGCACAGCUCGAUGAUUUGUUGGCCAAGGGCUGGAUCCGCCCGAGUAGCUCCCCAUAUGGAGCACCAGUUCUCUUCGUCAGGAAGCAGAACAAGGAUCUACGAUUGUGUAUCGACUACCGCAAGCUCAACGCGCAAACUGUCAAGAAUGCGGGGCCUCUUCCUCGCAUCGACGAUCUUCUCGAGCGGCUGGGCGGUGCGAAGUAUUUUUCCAAGUUGGAUUUGAAAUCAGGAUAUCAUCAAAUCUCGAUUCAGCUGAAUGAUCGCUAUAAAACCGCAUUCAAGACGCGGUACGGGCAUUUUGAGUGGGUGGUCAUGCCUUUUGGCCUCACCAACGCCCCGGCGACWUUCCAGGCGGCGAUGACCAAUGAGUUCCGUGCAAUGUUGGACCGGUUCGUGCUGGUCUACUUAGACGAUAUUCUCGUCUACAGCCGGACAUUGGAGGAUCAUCUUGGACAUCUUCGACGAGUGUUGGAGACGCUCCGCCGUGCCAAGUACAAGGCCAACCGCGACAAGUGCGAAUUUGUCCGGCAAGAGCUGAAAUACUUGGGCCAUUUUGUCACACCAGAGGGCAUCAGUCCGCUAUCGGACAAGAUUCAGGCCAUCCAAGCGUGGCCGGAGCCUUGGAACGUCACGGAUGUCCGCUCGUUCCUCGGUCUUACCGGCUACUAUCAGCGCUUCAUCAAAGGCUACUCCAAGAUCGCAGCCCACUUGAACAAGCUUCAGUGCGAGGAUCGGCCGUUUGACUUUGGAGAGGAGGCGCGAGGAUCAUUCUUCGCUCUCAAAGCCGCGCUAUUGUCUGCGGAGGUCUUGCGAAUCUACGACCCGCUCGCGCCUACACGUGUCACUACGGAUGCAUCAGGCUAUGGCAUUGGUGCAGUCCUCGAGCAACAUGAUGGUGUGGACUGGCACCCGGUCGAGUACUUCAGCAAGAAAGUACCACUCGUGCAUUCCAUUGACGAUGCACGCAAGAAGGAGCUCCUCGCCUUCGUCCACGCGCUCAAGCAGUGGCGGCACUUCCUCCUUGGUCGAAGCCAAUUUCGCUAGGUAACGGACAACAAUCCGUUGGUCUUCCACAAGACCCAAGACACCGUCA